Molecule: messenger RNA, 2124 nt
Organism: Pieris macdunnoughi
Lineage: Eukaryota; Metazoa; Arthropoda; Insecta; Lepidoptera; Pieridae
Source: the annotation of a GenBank genome assembly
AUGGGAGGACAAAAAUUCGAAUACGAUGAGAGUGGAUCUACAUUCUUUUAUUUUGUUUUAUCAUUUCUUGCAUUAAUUUUGGUUCCGGCGACAUUUUAUUACUGGCCAAGGAAACGAAAAGAAGAUCCAGAAAAAUUAGCUGAACAAUGUCAGUGUCCAAGUUGUUUAAAGAAAAAGAUAAUUAUAGAACAAUCACAACCAUACAAAAACUUCAAAAAUUUCCUUAUUAUAUUGGCUAUAGUAUCAGGGUGGGUUCUAUUAGGAUUUCUUACAGUCAAAGUUUCCCAAUUUGAUUAUGAAAUGUCCAAUUUUGAUCCAUAUGAUAUUUUGGGUUUGCCGCCUGGCGCUACUCAAGCUGAAAUUAAGAAAUCCUAUCGUAAACAGUCUCUUAUAUUGCACCCUGACAAAGAGACAGGAGAUGAAAAAGCAUUUAUGAGAUUAACAAAGGCCUAUCAAGCAUUAACGGAUGAUGAAGCUAGAAGAAAUUGGGAGAAAUAUGGUAACCCUGAUGGACCAGGUGCUAUGAGUUUUGGCAUAGCCCUGCCGAGUUGGAUAGUAGAAAAGGAAAAUAGUGUGUGGGUGCUUGGGUUAUAUGCACUUGUUUUUAUGGUGGCUCUUCCCACUGUUGUGGGUACUUGGUGGUAUCGCUCCAUACGUUACUCUGGUGAACAAGUGUUGCUAGAUACAACUCAGAUGUAUUUCUUUUUCUGUCAUAAAACUCCGUCUAUGCCAUUGAAAAGGGCCCUUAUGAUACUUGCAGCUUCAUGUGAGUUUGAUAAAAGGCAUAACUCAGAAAUAAUCGAGAGAAUAACAGACAAUGAAGAAGUGCCGAGUUUACUACGGGAUCUGCCAAACCUGGGCGAGAAAAACAAAGAGCAACCAUUAUGUAGACCAUACAGUAUUAAAGCUAGAGCUCUACUACACGCACAUUUGUCACGUAUGAAGUUACCAGAAGACACGUUGGAAGUGGAUAGACGGUAUAUUGUGUCACGGUGCCCGGAUCUCAUUGUUGAGAUGGUCAACUGUGUGAACCAGCUCAUUGCAUUGGCUUAUGCUAGACGAAUACCUCGUCUCCCAACAAUAGAAACAAUAGAAAACUGUAUGAAACUGUCACCUAUGAUUGUGCAAGGACUUUGGGAGUACAAGUCUCCAUUGUUACAACUGCCAUACAUAACCGAGGAUCAUUUAAAAUACUUUACAAAUAGAAAAAAGCAUAUUAAAUCACUUCUCCAAUUAGCACAAUUACCAGGAGAUGAGAGGCGACAGCUGUUAAGGUUUUUGAAUGAUGAACAAUACGAGGAUCUUGUUAAAGUGCUGGGAAAUAUGCCGUACAUACAUUUCCAGGUCAAUACUGAAGUGAUAGAUGACGAGAACUCUACAGUGGUAACAGCGGGUGCAAUUGUCACUGUCACAGUACUAUUACAGAGAACGAAUAUGAAAGAACUUUUUGGUGAUAGCAGUAUCAGAGAGAAAAAUAAGAUAAAGGAAGAAGAAGAAAACGUCGAAGGUGAAGAUAAAGAAAAGGAUAAGGACAAGAAAGAUGUGUUCAAGCGGCCGGUUUGGAUGAAACAAGGCAAGAAAAUGCAGAAGAAAGGCAAAAAAGUCGUCAAACAAGUUAAGGCAGCGCCACCUACACCCCCACCAGCUGAUGUUAAGAAGAAAGAAAAAGAACCAAAGAAGAAGGAUGAAGAUGGCGAAGAAUCAGAUGCGAACAGUUCCGAUGAGUCGGGCUCGCAUAGCGACGCGUCGGCGAACGAGUCGCGCGAUAAGUCGUCCCCGGAGGAUGAUGAUGAUGACCAGUGGGAGAAGUUCCAGAAGAGACUGCAGAAGCGGGAAAGACUUGAGGGGAGAUCUAAGAGUUCCCAUCCUGUACACUGUCCUUACUUCCCAUUGGAGAAACAAGAGUUCUGGUGGUGUUAUAUUUGCGAUCGCAAAUCUCACACGCUCCUAACUGCGCCGGCGCACGUGACAGCGCUCGUCGACUCGCACGAACUUCAGCUGAGAUUCACAGCGCCCCGUUGGCCUGGUGUCUACACGCUGGCUUGCUGCCUUAGAUCUGAUGUUGACAUAUUAGAGGUUCUAAGUGGCCAAAAGCCUAAACCCGAAUGUUUCCGCGGUGGCUAA